Messenger RNA from Cottoperca gobio, 1146 nucleotides. RefSeq lists its product as uncharacterized. The coding region runs from base 1 to 1146 and encodes 381 amino acids. The transcript has 2 exons. Lineage: Eukaryota; Metazoa; Chordata; Actinopteri; Perciformes; Bovichtidae. The record is from RefSeq and is a predicted model, not a curated record.
AUGAAUUCCCGAGAAUCUACUGACCACUGGAACCUCAACCAAGGUCGACUCAGCGAGGCCAGGAAGUGUGGAUCAUCAGAGUAUAGAGAAUCUGACCACAACCAAACACGAUCGGAGUCUGUAUCGUCCGUGGGUGAACAUGGCGGCACAGGGUUCAGGCCAAAAAUGCGCCCACUGUGUGAUCAUCAAGUUAGUCAGGAAAAUAAUCAGAAAGUAAUUCAGGAAUUGAGGGGGGCACCAAUGAUGGACGAACACUACCUCAAUCACACGCUCUCUUCUACAUCGGAAAUAAGCAACUGCCAACGUGGUCUCAGAUUAGAUGAUGAAAUGACAGAUCGGCUGAGAAGUGCAGAAUUAAUGCAGAAGCCAGAAAGUGAUAAUGAAAGAAAGGAUGAGGGGAAUUUGGAGGAGGAGAAGGAGUGGUUAGAGCAGGUAGAGGAGGCGGCUAGAAGGAUAGCUAUCCCUCUGUGGCAGCACUGGGACCGAGGACGGAGGAUGUUGAUGCCCCUGGUUCCUGGAAUGACUGCUGGCUCUGCAACAAGUGAAAACACGACAAAAGAAGAAGCACAAUGCCAUGUGUUGAAUAUGGAAGAGGAAAUUAAGCUUGCAAUCGCUUGCAGUACAUUAGAUUUGUACACUGACAGCUUUAACUGUAGAGAGGUGGAGAGCACAGACCCGAGCUUCACACUGGAUACAGAAGGAGCCACCGACACCGCAAAAGGCCUCUAUUUCUCUACACACGCUGGAUUGAAAACUGAUCAAUUCUUUACCUCUGGAGCAGGAAUAAAUGCCUCACCUGAUCUGGAUGUCUGCUGGACAGCUGACAGGUCAACGGACACAACAGCGGACCUGUUCGGGUUGAUUGGAGACGUACAUUGUGGCAGAGACGCAGGAUUUACAGAAGACAUUGCACAUUUAUUGUCUCCCUGUACACCAACAGACACUCAUACUGACACACAAGACCACUCAUUUUACUCCAAAACAGAUCACAGCAUGACAUUAGGCGUCGUAGACGAUAUAGAACAUUUUCUAAAGACUGCUUAUAGUGCAAGAACAUGCAUCACUGAUGGCACAAGGAACUUCCAUGAGGAUAAAGAGGACGAGGAGGGGGUGGAUUCACGCUGGGAAAUACUGUCAAAGCCUUGA